AUUUUUAUGUGGGACGACAGACGCACGCACAGAGACUAAGCAGGGAAAGCAUUAUAAAGAUAAAUUCUCUAUAUUGCGGUUGGACAUACACCCAUUUAUUCAUAACUUACAUUAAGUCAUGUCAGUGAUACGCAAUCCUUAUUCGCCACAAAGUAUAAUAGUUGUUGCUCUUGUUUGCUCUCAAUUGACACAUAAAUGUCUUGUUAGGCAAAACACGUUCUUAAUGGAACCUAUGUGUUCCAUUAUAGAGAGACACGGCUCGACCCAAACAUCGAUUUAGGAACCCAAUCGAAAUAUUCGUCAAAUUAGGAAACUAAUCGUGCAAUUUCCUCAACCAUCAAUUGCGAGCACGUCGCCUUACGCGUCAGUUAAUUACUAGUCGGACUCCUACCGACCGGUGUUGGUAACGCCGCAGGCGAUCCUGCGUCGAUCCCCUGGCAUCGCAACGGUACCGGAGGAGGCGCACGUGUGAGUCACGCCGCGCGCGGUACAGUCACCUGCCGACGGUCCAUGCACCGCUUGAGAUUCCCCGCAACGGUCAUAUCGGCAACAGGCGUGAUUAUUACCCCAACGGUCGAAAUGGAACGCGCUUCCUGUCCGUCCGAUCCGAAUCGGACGGUCGACCGUCGUUAAGCGGGCGCAGUCCCGGGAAUCCCACCUCGCUGACCGUUGGCGUUUUUUCCCUGGCCCGGUGAAGACCGUGGCACUCGCUCACCCGGCACAGUAGCAGAGCAGCAGGAGGGAACGGAAGGAGGAGCAGCAGCGCGGAAGAGGAAGAGGAGGAGGAAGGAGAGGAAGAACAAAUCAAGAAUCUUAUUUGUUUUGGUUUUUGCUUGCUCGGAUCAUGGAGGUGGCCGAGAUGCCCGGUGGUGGCUCAGAGGAUUCUUUGAUGACCAGGGAAUCCGCACCAGCUUGGCUGUGGGAUGUCCACGGCUCCGUCGUGAUCGUUUCCUCUAUGUGAUGAUUUCUGAUAAAGAUUUGUUCUCGUUUGCUCUUCUUCUAACUAUUCUUUGAUUCUUUCACAGAGGCUUCCCGGUCUUCCAACUUGGUCUCCAAAACUCCCGUCUUUCUUUCCAACUUCGAGCUUGUCCUCUGUUUUCUUGGGACUGAAAGAUCCUUCUUUGCCGCAUUCUUUGAUUCUUCUGAGUUCUUGAAGGAGGAUGUUGGCUGGGUGCUCGUCGACGCUGCUGUCGCCGAGGCACAAGUUGAGGAUCGACGCUUCCGUGCAGUUGCAAUCGUGCCAUUUCCAGCUGCAGGACAAGCAUUGCCAUCCGCAGCAGAAGAUGGGCACCCAGCGGCUCGACCUGCCCUGUGGCUUCUCCUCCCGGAAGGACCCCCUGCGGAUGGCCCUGUCGGUUGAGAAGCCACCGCCGGCGGAGGCCCGGCGGAGCAGUUGCUCCUUUAGGCGCAACCCGGUGACAACUUCCUCCAUGGCGGCACAAACGCCCUCGUGGGGAGGGAUUGAUGAAGGCCACGGCAGACCCUGGGAUCGGAGGAGGAGCUUGAAGAGAUUCCACGAGAGGGGUUCGUGCGACGACGACCGAGCCAAGAGGACGAGGACCGGUGGCGGAGUCUCGGGAUUAGUUGAAGUUGACGGCGAGGUGUGGUUCCCUCGGUCCACCCAAGAGCCUCCGCCGGUGGAAGAGGACAAGGUGUUUCUUGUGCCCAACGCAGCAAGCUUUCCGCUUCCGGCCUCCACGAGCCAUGCUUUGGUAGGAGGAUCCGCUGGUCCCGAGAAUGAUGGCCUGAGCCCAGGCGAAGAUCCAAACGACAAGUCGCAGUCCGAUUCAAGUACGUCGUCGACCGCAUACGCUUCUUCUCCUGAGCCAACCAAGGAUUCUUCAGGCAAUGUGGCGUCGAACGGGUCCCGGAUGCCUUCUUCUUCGGGCGUCGCUGGUGCAGCAGGAGGCGAAGGAGAGGGUAGCUCGGCGGAGCAGCAGGGCCUCGAACUCCUCAGCUUGCUCACGUCGUGUGCGGAGUCCAUUAGCUCGGGAAACUACGAAGGCAUGACCUUCUUCUUGGCCAGGCUAGGAGAGACGGCCACCCCACUGGGAACCCCUCUCCAUCGAGUGGUCGCCUACUAUACCGAGGCCUUGGCGCUCCGAGUCGUGAAGCUCCGCCCCCGCAUCUUCUCCAUUGCUCCACCGAAGACCCUCGUCCACCCGACCGAGGACGACGACGCCGUAGCGCUGCGCCUCCUCAACUGUGUCACCCCAGUCCUGAAAUUUCUCCACUUCACCAUGAACGAGAGGCUGCUGAAGGCAUUCGAGGGAAGAGACAGAGUGCACAUCAUAGACUUAGACAUCAAGCAGGGCCUCCAGUGGCCUAGUUUACUCCAGAGCUUAGCUUCCAGGCCCAGUCCUCCGAGCCACCUCCGGAUCACCGGCGUCGGCGAGUCGAGGCAGGACCUCCAGGACACAGGCGCCGCGCUCGCAAGGCUGGCAGAGUCGCUCAACCUCCCUUUCGAGUUCCACGCAGUGGCGGACAGGUUGGAAGACGUGCGGCUGUGGAUGCUUCAUGUGAAGAGGGAGGAGUGCGUCGCGGUGAAUUGUGUUCUGACGAUGCACAAGGCACUCUCCGACGAGAGCGGCAAGGCCUUCAUGGACUUGCUGGGCCUGAUAAGAAGCACGCGCCCGGAGAUCGUCGUCAUGGCGGAACAAGAAGCGAAGCACAACGAGCCUAACUGGGAGACAAGGUUCUCCAGAUCACUCAGCUACUACGCGGCCAUCUUUGAUUCCAUGGACUACGCUCUGCCCAGGGACAGCCCGGCCAGGAUCAAGGUCGAGCAGGUGUUUGCCAGAGAGAUCAGAAACGCCGUUGCAUGUGAAGGGGGCGAAAGAACCGAGCGUCACGAGAACUUCGAUAGGUGGAGGAAGCUGAUGGAGGACGGCGGGUUCAAAUGCCUGGCAAUCGGAGAAAGGGAGAUGCUUCAGAGUCGUAUGAUACUGAGGAUGUACGCCUGCGACAAGUACGCCAUAGACAACCAAGGGGAAGAAGGUGAUGGACUCACUCUCAGGUGGUCAGAUCAGCCUCUGUACACAGUCUCUGCAUGGGCUCCUACAGAUGUUGCAGGCAGCUCCUCUACGUCUCAACCAAACUAGUGGAUUCCUCCUGCAUGACUUGGUGCUUCUUCCUCGACAGGUCUCAUACAGACUUAUUCUUUAUACUCUUACAGACAUGAAAGGUCCAUUCUUUUUCCACUUACAAACCAUAUAGACAUUCUUUUCUGGGCUUUUUCUUCUUUGGUGAUUCUUUAAAUUCUUUUGUUGCUGAGGCUCAUCAUUCAUGCUACAGAAGUCAGAAAAUGAUUGUAAUUUGGUUUAGUUAGAAUAUGAAUGAAGAAAAGAUGUUAGAAUAUUCUUUGAUUAUUUCCUACAGUGUAUCUUUUGUCAUCACUUCAUAUUGAUUGCUGUAACACUAAUAAAUGAAUAAGAGCAGUUGUUUCUAUU
Molecule: messenger RNA, 3449 nt
Organism: Musa acuminata AAA Group (dessert banana)
Lineage: Eukaryota; Viridiplantae; Streptophyta; Magnoliopsida; Zingiberales; Musaceae
Product: protein DWARF AND LOW-TILLERING-like
Exons: 2
Coding region: 1161-3101 (646 amino acids)
Biological process (GO): regulation of DNA-templated transcription
Cellular component (GO): nucleus
Molecular function (GO): DNA-binding transcription factor activity; sequence-specific DNA binding
Source: RefSeq, a predicted model, not a curated record